GCUGAAACCAAAGCUACAGCUUCUGGAACUUUCCACAGGGUUCUGGGCUUCCAGACGACUCUCCCCGCUUCGACGUUUCCCAAUUCCUUUUCUGCAUAUCCUGAGGAUUUUGUUUCCAAUUUAGAAUCCUCCAACCAACGAUUUCUACUUAAUAAACCAUCAUCACCAGCCCCAAAAGAACUCACUUUACCUACCACAUUCUUCUUUAUUAUCAUCAAGACAAGAAAAAGAUUUUUUUCAUUCGUUUUCUUACUGGGUUUCUUGCCGAAAGUUGUAUUGCUGGUUCUAGAAAACAAGCAAAAAUUGGUAAGGUGAAUAACAAGAGAAAGAGAGGGGAGGAGGGGAAGAUGGGGCUGGAUUACUACAAAAUAUUGGGAGUUGAUAAAAAAGCCACCGAUGAUGAUAUGAAGAAGGCUUAUCGAAAGCUUGCGAUGAAGUGGCAUCCGGAUAAAAAUCCCAAUAAUAAAAAGGAUGCUGAGGCCAAGUUCAAGCAGAUCUCUGAAGCUUAUGAUGUUCUAAGUGAUCCUCAGAAAAGAGCAGUUUAUGAUCAGUAUGGUGAGGAGGGGUUAAAAGCUGGGGUGCCGCCGCCAGAUACUGCUGGUGGCCCUGGUGGCACUACUUUCUUCUCCACUGGUGGAGGGCCAACUUCAUUUAGGUUUAAUCCUAGGAGUCCAGAUGAUAUUUUUUCUGAGAUCUUUGGGUUUUCUGGCUUUGGAGGAAUGGGGGGUGGCAGUGGCAUGAGGGGUUCAAGGUUUGGUGGUAUGUUUGAUGAUAGCAUGUUUUCUUCAUUUGAAGGAGGCGGUAGUGGGCCUGGUGGAUCAAUGCAUCAACAAGCAAUUAGAAAAGCACCUGCAAUUGAGCAAAACUUGCCUUGUACACUAGAAGAGCUAUAUAAGGGGACUACCAAGAAAAUGAAGAUCUCCAGAGAAGUUCUUGAUACCAACAGUGGCAAGAUAAUGCCUGUAGAAGAGAUUCUUACCAUUAACAUCAAACCUGGCUGGAAGAAAGGAACGAAAAUCACCUUCCCAGACAAAGGAAAUGAGCUGCCAGGUGUAGCACCUGCAGAUCUUGUGUUCAUCAUAGAUGAGAAACCUCACAGGGUGUUUACGCGUGAGGGGAAUGACUUGAUUGUUACCCAAAAGGUCUCUCUCACCGAAGCAUUGACAGGUUAUACAGCCCAUCUUACUACUCUGGAUGGUAGGAAUCUAACAAUUCCCGUCACCAGUGUGAUUCACCCAACUUAUGAAGAAGUAGUUCGAGGUGAAGGCAUGCCGCUUCCAAAAGAUCCAUCAAAGAAGGGAAACUUGAGAAUUAAGUUUGACAUCAAGUUCCCUGCUAGGCUGACUGCGAGUCAGAAGGCUGGUAUAAAGGAACUUUUGGGUUCUUGAGGUUGUAACCUGGGUUUUUUUGCUGUUGUUUGGAGUAGUACUUUGUGUAUAUUUUUCAGAGCCUUCACAUCUUUGGUGAAGAUCGGGGUAGCAAGAACAUUUAUUUUCAUUUAGUGCAUUUGUGUUCUCUAGGAGAAUAAUACUGCUCGGCACAAAGCUUUAAUUUAUACAUCUCUACUGGUUGUUUGAAAGUGUUAACAGGUAAUAUAUGCAAAAGAUGAAAACACAAGGUUUUUGCAGCGUCUGAA
This is a messenger RNA of Coffea eugenioides, 1636 nucleotides long. RefSeq names its product dnaJ homolog subfamily B member 1-like. Gene Ontology annotation, molecular function: protein-folding chaperone binding. The transcript is spliced from 3 exons. NCBI's taxonomy places the organism in Eukaryota, Viridiplantae, Streptophyta, Magnoliopsida, Gentianales, Rubiaceae. Bases 348 to 1388 code for a protein of 346 amino acids. The record is from RefSeq and is a predicted model, not a curated record. Gene Ontology annotation, cellular component: cytosol.